CUACCCACACCCAUCAUUGUUGCCCUAAUUCCAAAGCUUCUGACUCCAAUGGACUCCAAACUCCAUCCCUGGAUCUAAUAGCGACCUUGAGGAACAUCCCCUAAUCCAUGCGAACAAUCUAGCUCCAAGCUCUUAUUCCUCCCGCCUCAUUCACUGUCGCAUCUAUAUUAACUUUUAUAGCCCCUGCCCCAGGCUUCCGCCUUUUCUCCAACCUCGUGCUAAAUCUCAAGCAUUUAUCAUCCCAUCCGCACAUCAUACCACCGCCAUACUGCUUUGAUUGUCCCCUUCUUAAACAAAAUUAUUCCUUCACUUCCAAAUACUCUAGAAGAUUGCUAUAAACCAUCCACGGUUGGUUUUAUUACUCCCUUCCAGAAUGUCCUUUAUCCAUAACUCAGAGCUGUCCACUGAAGUUUGUUGUCACCAGUUCGCUGCACUCCAGACCUCCCUAGUCGUCGGACAGUCAUGGAAAAGGUGAGUUGUCGAUUUCUCCUCUUCGCUGCAAGCCCUGCAAGUCAAAGAAACAAAAACAGAAUCAAACCCAAUUCCUUCGCAGCAGUGUCUGCCAAUUUGAUCCGUCCACCUAGAUCUCCUCCUCAAUAUCUGAAUCUGAGCUUCGUCGCAGCUCCAAUGGAUUCCUCGGACGAAGAGGGAGAGGAAUACCUCUUCAAGAUAGUGAUCAUUGGCGACUCUGCUGUCGGGAAAUCCAAUCUGCUAUCCCGCUAUGCCCGGGACGAGUUCAACCACAACUCCAAGACCACAAUUGGAGUAGAGUUCCAAACCCAGACGCUUGAAAUCGACGGCAAAGAAGUGAAGGCCCAGAUUUGGGACACCGCCGGCCAAGAGCGGUUCCGCGCAGUUACUUCAGCUUACUACCGCGGCGCCCUCGGCGCACUCGUCGUCUAUGACAUUAGCCGCCGUACUACUUUCGAUAGUAUCCCACGUUGGCUCGAGGAGCUUCAAACACAUUCUGAUGCAACCAUUGCAAGGAUGCUUGUUGGCAACAAAUGUGAUUUGGGAGAUAUCAGGGAUGUGAGUGUAGAAGAGGGGAAAAGCCUGGCAGAAGCCGAAGGGUUGUACUUUAUGGAGACAUCUGCUCUGAACUCAAAAAAUGUGAAGGAGGCUUUUGAGAUUGUUAUCCGAGAGAUAUAUAAUAGAGUUAGCAGAAAGGUUUUGAACUCCGAUUCUUUUAAAAACGAGGUAUCUGUUAACCGAGUUAACCUUGUUAGUAAUGGAUCCUUGGAUGCAUCUAAUAAGCAAAAUCAAGGCUAUUCUUGUUGUUCCAGGUAAUCCUAGCUGGGUUUCUAUACUCCAACAACCAUUUAUUUCUAGGUGUACGAACCAGUGCUUAUCUGGUACAACUGGAUUAGAUUGGUUACCGAUUUAUGGUGUAGUGGUUUGGUUGGUCUUUGUCUCUUCAUUUGUUUAAUUAUAUUUGUUAUUUGCAAGAUAUCCUACAGUUUGUUACACAUGACAAGGUCAUUAUAUAUACAAGUCAUAAAGAUGAUUUAAUAGUGGUAGUGUACUAGUGUUGUAGUACAAUGUCUUGUUUUUUUUUUUUUAUUGUAUGAAUGAUUUCAGCAUCAAUAUAUAAAUCCUGUAAUUGAAAGCUGAUAUUGCUCCUUUAAGGUUUCUGAACUCAUUGAAAUUGUCCAAAAGAUUUUGUAUGGAUUAGUGUUAAUGAAACUGCAUGAGUUUGUGAA
This is a messenger RNA of Cuscuta europaea, 1700 nucleotides long. NCBI's taxonomy places the organism in Eukaryota, Viridiplantae, Streptophyta, Magnoliopsida, Solanales, Convolvulaceae. The record is from the annotation of a GenBank genome assembly.